This is a messenger RNA of Scedosporium apiospermum, 1101 nucleotides long. RefSeq lists its product as uncharacterized. Bases 1 to 1101 code for a protein of 366 amino acids. The transcript is spliced from 9 exons. Gene Ontology annotation, molecular function: methyltransferase activity. The record is from RefSeq and is a predicted model, not a curated record. Lineage: Eukaryota; Fungi; Ascomycota; Sordariomycetes; Microascales; Microascaceae.
AUGGCCAACAAAGAAGGUUCCAAGAGCCCCAAAAGCUUAUCGAGUCCCAAGCCGGCGUCGGCCGGCGCCUCUCCUCGGGCCGGCCCAGGAUCCCCACAGGCCCCUGAGCCGGCUCCCAUCCUUGAGGCAGAUGAGCUCGAAGAGGAGCAGGUCUUGGACGAUGCCGAUUCGGCUAUUGGCAGUUUCCAAUCGUCAACGGCGUCGAUUAGGGAGGAGAUGAUCCGCCAGAAGCAGGAACAUGGACGACAAUAUCAAGGCUAUAUGGAUGCGAAAUAUGUCCUUCCUAUGGACGAGCAAGAGAUGGAACGUCUAGACUUCCAAUGCCACUUGGUCUGGCUCACCCUCGGCCGCCAGCAUUUCCAUGCUCCUAUCACGAACCUCAACCGGGUUCUCGAUGUCGGCUGUGGAACGGGCAUGUGGACGAUAGAAUUCGCGGAUGACCACCCCGAAUCGGAAGUCUUGGGAGUAGAUCUCGCCCCAGUUCAGCCCCAUUCCAUUCCGCCCAAUCUCGCUUUCGAGGUGGACGACCUAGAACAGCCGUGGACCUUCACGCGCAAGUUCAACUUCAUACACAGCCAACUCAUGAUUGGCGCCUUCCAAGACUGGCCCAAGUUUUUCGACCAGAGCUUCGAAUUCCUCGAAGACGACGGCUACCUUGAAGUACACGACAUCGACUUCGUCAUAAAAUGCGACGACGACUCCCUGCCCCCCGACUCCGCCCUCGUCAAGUGGCACGACCACAUGCACGAAGCGGCCGCCAAGAUCAACUUCCCCCUCGAUGUCAUCUCCCACGUGCCCGAGAUGAUGGAGGCCGCCGGCUUCACCGAAGUCCGCGCCAAGCAGCUCAAGUGGCCCAUCAACACGUGGCCCAAGGACAAGCACCAUAAGGAGAUCGGCACGUUCGCGCUCGAGAACUUCCUCUGGGGCUGCGAGUCGAUGAGCUUGGCGCUGUUUACGAGGGCGUUGGGGUGGUCGGCUGAUGAGGUGAGGGUUUUCAUGGCGCAUUUGAGGAAUGAUUUGAGGAAUAGGAGGUUUCAUGCUUAUUGGAACUUUUGGGUCGUGUAUGGGAAGAAGCCGGCUGCCGCUGCCGAGGCGGAGUGA